AUGGCGCAAGAGAACAAUGCAUUACACAUAGCAAGAUUCUUCAUCUUCAUCAUCAUCAUCUUCUUCUUAACUAUAAUCUCAACUUCAUCUGCUUGGGUUGGUGUUAACUGGGGAACAAUGACAACACAUCAACUUCCACCUAAGAAAGUUGUGAAAAUGCUUAAAGAAAAUGGGUUUCAAAAAUUGAAACUAUUUGAUGCUGAUGAUCGCAUUAUGAAUGCUUUAAUUGGUACUGAUAUUGAAGUUAUGGUUGCAAUUCCAAAUAUUAUGUUGAAUAUUAUUUGUAACAGUCUUAAAGCUUCUGAUUCUUGGGUUUUUGAAAAUGUCACUGCUUAUUUCUUCAGAGGUGGCGUCAAUAUCAAGUAUGUUGCUGUUGGUAAUGAGCCAUUCCUUAAAGCAUAUAAGGGUACCUAUCUAAAUAAAACCCUUCCAGCUCUCAAGAAUAUACAAACUUCACUCAACAAUGCAGGGUUAGGAUCAAAGAUCAAAGUUACUGUUCCAUUCAAUGCUGACAUUUACUAUUCACCAGACUCAAAUCCAGUUCCAUCAGCAGGUGAUUUCAGGCCUGAAGUAAAAGACAUCACUGUCGAAAUAAUCCAAUUUCUAUAUUCAAACAAUUCAACUUUCACAGUUAAUAUCUACCCUUUCCUUAGUCUUUACUAUGGAAAUGAUGUUUUCCCGUUUGAUUUUGCAUUUUUCGAUGGUAAAAACAAAUCUCUUAGAGAUGGCAAUGCUGUUUAUAACAAUGUUUUCGAUGCAAAUCUUGAUACCCUUAUGUGGGCUUUAGACAAAGCAGGUUAUCCUGAUUUGCAUGUUACAGUUGGUGAAGUCGGUUGGCCAACGGAUGGCGAUAAGAAUGCUAAUUCCGAAAAUGCGAAAAGGUUCAACCAAGGUUUCAUUAAACAUGCUCUAAGUGGUAAUGGUACACCAAAAAGAAAAGGCAUGAUUGAUUUUUAUCUAUUCAGUCUCAUUGAUGAAAAUGCUAAAAGUGUUGCACCAGGUAAUUUUGAGAGGCAUUGGGGGAUUUUCGAGUUUGAUGGAAAACCAAAAUAUGAAUUAGACAUAAAAGGUAAACAUAACGAAAAGGGUCUUAUUGCUGUUGAAGGGAUUAAGUACCUUGAAAAGAAGUGGUGUAUUUUGGAUCCAGAAGCUACUAAUUUGGAUGAAGAUUUAGCUAAAAGUGUUGACUAUGCUUGCAGCCAAUCUGAUUGUACAGCACUUGGCUAUGGCUCUAGUUGUAAUAAUCUAAGUCUUGAAGGCAAUGCUUCUUAUGCUUUCAAUAUGUAUUAUCAAGUUAAUAACCAGAUGGUUUGGGACUGUGAUUUUUCUGGUUUGGCUAUUGUUACGCGUGAGGAUCCUUCACAGAAUGGCUGCCAAUUCCCUUUGAUGGUCGCUAGCGCUUCGCAUUCAGGGCUUUCCAAGAUACUGCUGAAAGCAAUGGAGGUAUAUUUUUUUGCUAUGUUUUUGCUAUAGCUGGCAGAUUUAGGAAGCCAUAGAGUAUUGAAAUGUUUGUUGUGACUUGUGAGUCACAGAUUCAUGAAUUUUAUGUUAGA
Trifolium pratense (red clover) is the source of this 1553-nucleotide messenger RNA. RefSeq names its product glucan endo-1,3-beta-glucosidase 8-like. The coding region runs from base 1 to 1473 and encodes 490 amino acids. Gene Ontology annotation, molecular function: hydrolase activity, hydrolyzing O-glycosyl compounds. Gene Ontology annotation, biological process: carbohydrate metabolic process. The transcript has 2 exons. Lineage: Eukaryota; Viridiplantae; Streptophyta; Magnoliopsida; Fabales; Fabaceae. The record is from RefSeq and is a predicted model, not a curated record. Gene Ontology annotation, cellular component: plasma membrane.